AGUUGAAGCUCAAACACGAAGCGGUCAUGUUGUCCGCGCCACACAGUCACAUGUUUUAAUUAUUAUUUAUGGACACCUGUAUAGUUUUAUGCCCGCCGUUUAGUGUACGCUCAUUCCAUACGGUCAUUGUGUUGUGUUUCGACAGUUUUAUGUUGAGUGUUAUUUGAAUUUGUGCAUCCCUAGUGCUUUCUUAUUAGUUGUUGUUACUUUUGUGACUCAGGUGUUUGAGGAUAUUAAACCGUUGAAGGACAUGAUAACAGGAGAUAUCCUGAGACGGACAAUAAAUUUAUUUGAAGCGUGAGGAAGAGAAUGAAAAAAUUACAUCAUAGGACGUUCUGUUGGCAAGCAUGUGAUGCGCCGAGAUGCCCACUCUGUUUGCGGCGCCUGAAGUAAAUUCUGGCGGCCCAUCCGAGCGGCAACAAAACCCGACUGAAAACGCCGCCAUGAGCCCAGAGCAGGAAGCUAGUCCACCACCAGCUGCUCCCGGAGCUUCGCCACCACCUCAACCAUCGACAAGACUGCCCUCUCCUGCCAUGUCUCACACCAUAGACGCAACCACCAACAACUCUGACGUCGAACAGUUCGCCGGCAAGAUCGUCUACAACCCUGACGGUUCUGCCUACAUCAUCGAGGACUCCGAAAGCGACAGCGAGGCUCAAGUGAACGUGCCAGACGUAGUGCCGCCUCUUCAAGCUGUGUACGUUUCGCGCCUACUCAGACAGACUACUCGAACCUCAGACCUACCGGCCGUCCACAGCUAUCGAGUGGUCUCUCUAAGGGACGCCAAGCCUCCCCGACCGGCCUCGGUGCCUAUCAAGCCCAUUCUAAUGUGUUUCAUGUGCAAAUUAUCCUUCGGGUUCGCCCGAUCGUUCGCGAACCACGCGCAGUCCGAACACGGCGUGACCUUGAAAGAGAACGAACGCGAGGUCUUGGCCGCCGACUGCUCGGCCAUACUGCAAUGCGUAGGAGCCGACAAACGUCCCAUGGUCUCGCUGUUGGAGCCUCUAGGACCUGCCCCCUCUCAAGACAAUCACGGAUCUCAGAUGAUGGUACCUUACAGUCAACAGGAAGGCCAUCAUUCACCCAUAACAGAUACUCCUCCCGGUUCUUCAUCGAGAACCACCCCAGGCAAAUCGCCUUCACCUCCGUUCGCAGCACCUCCAGCCUUCAUGACUGGAACCACGAUUGGGGUAUGUCCCGAGCAUCUACAGGGUAGGCCGUCAGGCGUAGAAUGUGCGCGUUGCGAGAUGAUACUCGCUUCCGGCAGACUGGGCCCUGCUGGUCUUGCCAAUGUUCAUAGUCGCAACUCGUGUAAGACUCUCAAGUGUCCGAAGUGCAACUGGCAUUACAAGUAUCAGGAAACGUUGGAGAUACACAUGAAAGAGAAACAUCCCGAAGCGGAAACAAGCUGUAUAUACUGUAUAGCGGGGCAACCUCACCCGCGAUUAGCAAGAGGUGAGACCUACACGUGUGGCUAUAAACCAUAUCGUUGUGAAGUGUGCAAUUAUUCUACGACAACCAAAGGCAAUCUAAGUAUCCAUAUGCAAUCUGACAAGCAUCUCAACAACAUGCAAGAACUACAAAACGGAGGCGCGCCAAAUGUUGAAUCCAGGCAGUCUUCGCCUAAAGCGCCUCCUCUACACCAUUCUCCUGUAAGUAGCGGCCAUAAACCAAAACCAAGUUUCCGAUGUGACGUCUGCAACUACGAGACAAACGUCGCCAGGAACUUAAGAAUACACAUGACUUCUGAAAAACAUACGCACAACAUGCUAGUACUCCAACAAAACGUCAAACAUAUGCAGACUCUAUCUGCGUUACAUCACCAACCACACGCAAGUCAACAACACAUGGAAAGCCUGUACGGAAUGUACCCAGGGCUAGGCGAUAAACCAGAAGCUGCUCUUGCAGACAUGGCUUACAACCAAGCCUUGCUCAUACAAAUGAUGACUGGUGGUCAAAUACCUGGCCACGCCGGUCCUGCAGACCUAGGUCAACAUGGCGACCUUGGCUUAAAUCCAGAAACUAUGGAACCGCCUCCAGAACCGGCGGAUCCUGAUCCAGACAAGAUUUACCAAUGCUGCGUCUGCAACGUGUUCAACACAGAUAAUCUGGAAGAACUCGGCAGACAUUUAGCGCAAGACAGAACCCGACUGAGAGAACAAGAAAUCCUGGCCGUUGUUGCCGGACAUUACGUUUGUAAAUUGUGUACCUAUAAGACGAACCUCAAGGCUAACUUCCAACUCCAUUGCAAGACUGACAAACAUCUCCAAAGGCUGCAGCAUGUUAACCAUGUGAAAGAAGGAGGGCCACGGAACGAAUGGAAACUGAAAUACGCAUCAGCACCUGGCGGGGUGCAGAUACGCUGCAACGCUUGCGAUUAUUACACCAAUUCAGCGCACAAACUCCAACUGCACGCUGCUGCAGGAAGGCAUGACGCAGGAGUGGCCCUACUGAAGCAUAUUUGCGAGAGGUGCUCAUCUCUCAGACCUGAUCAAUCUCGAGUUUAUCACUGCUCACUGUGUGGGUUCUCGGCUUCCAAUAGACUACCUCUACUGCAGCACGUCCGAUCUCUGAAACAUCUUCAUAUGGAGCAGCUACAUCAGCUCCAGAGGCGUGCGGAGGGCAAGGAGAAUUCUCCUGAGAUUGGCGAGGUGUUCCACGUGGUCCCUGGACCUUUGGAGCCGCACCAACAUCAAAGUACACCUGAACGCAGAGACAGCAUGAACUCGGAGAUCAGCCAAUCCGACUCAACUAAAGACCAUACCACAAGAAACGAAACGCGAGAAGAAUCCGAAGAAACAAACAACACAGAGGGCAACGUAACCCAACACUGUUGCUCAUUCUGCGACUACACGAGCGACUCCGAGAUGCGAAUCCAGGCUCACAUCUUAGCCCAGCACAGCACCAACACCACAUCACCCACGCAGAUGUACCAAUGUCCCCUAUGCGAGGACGCCUUCAAAGAACGCUCAGGUCUCGAACGCCACGUCAUGCAAGUGCACUCGGUCAACAGCGAGGGCCUCCAAAGACUCCUGAUGCUCGUCGAUCAAAGCCACUGGCUGAACUCGCGUACGCCCACUCCAAACAACAACGCUGCGAACUCGACCGUAUCGCCGAACUCGUGUAAACUCGAGAAGAGCGACGAGGCCGAGAGCGAACUCAUGUCACCGACGAGCGACGAUAACUCCGAACACGAGUCCGAACGUUGCGGCACGUGCUUCAAAUCGUUCAAGAACAUCGACGAGCUCUGCUAUCAUCAAAACGAGACCGGGCAUCUUGAGAUCAAACAGACUCCCAGCGGUCCCGGUUACGUUUGUUGGAAAAAAGGUUGCAAUCAAUUUUUUCCAACCGCGCAGACUUUGCAAAUGCACUUCAAGGACUCUCACGCGAAAAACUCGGUUUCCAACAUUUCGGUGUCCGAGAAACACGUGUAUAAGUACAGGUGUAACCAGUGUUCGUUGGCGUUCAAGACUUUGGAAAAAUUGCAGUUGCACUCGCAGUAUCACCUGAUUAGAGACGCAACCAAGUGCGUGUUAUGCGGUCGCAACUUCAGAUCGUUGCUCGCGCUACACAAACACGUCGAAAACGUACAUUCCGAGCUCACAGACGAGGAGUUGAACAUCUACAAACAGAGUUUGAUGAACAAUCCUUUACUAUUAGCCGGUAUACAAGGACAAGUACUGGACAGUUCCACCAACGAGCUGCUUAAAAAAGAAUCCAUGCGAAGCGACGACGUCGAAAUGACGGAUUGCGAAGAAAGUAAAGAUUUAAACACUAGUCAAGAAGAUAUGAACCAACAAGACGGAGACAACUCCGACGAUAGUAUAAUUUACAAAGAUCAACAAUUCCUCGAAGACUACCUGAACAGUCAAUCGAUGGCGGAAGACAGUUACAACGACGCUAAUAGAAAAUAUAAAUGCCAUCGUUGUAAAGUGGCGUUCACUAGACAAAGCUAUUUGACAGCGCAUAAUAAAACUCUUUUACACAGAAAAGGCGAAAAGUUAAGUUACCCGAUGGAGAAGUACCUGGAUCCGAACAGACCUUUUAAAUGCGACGUGUGUAAAGAAAGUUUCACGCAAAAGAACAUCCUAUUAGUUCAUUACAAUUCAGUCAGUCAUUUGCAUAAGUUGAAACGAUCGUCUCAAGAACAACAAAAUAAUAAUAAUAAUCCUCCUGUAUCGCCGGUAACGCAAGCUCAAAAUUUAUCCAAGAGUUUGUCGCCGGACGAUGACGAUCGUAAAAAAUACCGUUGUAACAUUUGUAAAGUCGCCUACAGUCAGGGAAGUACGUUGGAUAUACACAUGAGAAGCGUACUACAUCAAACAAGAGCAGGUAAAUUGCAAGACUUGGCAAUGACCGGUCAAAUAGACUUAUCGAAACCGCUCAUAGAACAACCUGAAGCCACGCAGUCUCCGAAACAAAACAGCCCUACACCGUCGGGUGGGGAUAAGGGAUCUCCCACCCCUGUAUCACCGGCACCGAUUGCAGGUAGUCAAGGGAUGAUUGGCUGUCAGAAAUGCGGAUCUGUUUUCGCUUCGCAAGAUCAGCUGAACGUUCAUCAACAGUUGCAUUGUCUGUUCGCCACUCCGAUGUUAUACCAGGCGACGGAACCAGUGGUUCCUAAAAGCCCCGGUCCCGUGUCCGAUCAAGAUGUAGCCAUGAAAUUGGCGAUGCCGAAGAAGACUUCGCAAAUUUACAAAAACCUACUGGAAAGUUUCGGCUUCGAUCUCGUAAUGCAAUUCAAUGAAAGUUCGCAGAGAAGACAACAGCGUAUUCGUGAAGCGGGCGAAGAGAAAGGCCAGCCGACGCCGACGUCGCCGUUACCCGCCACCGGUGCCCAAGACGACCAAACGGACGUACCGAAGACGGAAGAGGAGAACAACCUUCCAGAAGUAAGUAGAUCGACGUGUCAACAUUGCAAUAAAGAGUUCUCUAGUGUGUGGGUUUUAAAGUCACACUGUGAAGAAGUACAUAAAGAUUUUGUGCCAAUCGAAUACUUAGAAAAAUAUGCUCAACAGUUCAAGAGCGACUACGAAAAGAAAUCCGUGGUGGUGACGGCGGCGACGUCUUCGACGCUCAACUGCGACCCCAGGGUGACCACCCCUACAACCUCCAGUCCCGUUUCUGAAGUUAAGGUGGAAAAAGAUGAAGAGAUCAAGGACCAGCCCAAAAACGAGCUGCAGACGCCGCCAGAGGCGACGUCUACGGCGCCCUCGACGCCGACGUCUUCCACAACGCCGGUCAGCAGCUCCGAUUCUUCGGCGCUGCCGGCCAACAUACAGGCGAUGAUCGCGCAAAGCAUGGCUCAAAAUCCCAUGGCUUUGGCGCAGCAAAUGUCUGACAUGCAGGCUGCCUUCAAUGUUAUGCAAUUGCAACAACAAUUCAAUUUUAAUCCGAUGAUGCAGAUGAUGGGGAUGGGGUUACCUUUGGGGUUGAACGCUUUGGCCGCCAUGAAUCUGCAACCGCCUCUUGUUCCUCUGAUGAUGCCGCCGCCGCCGUAUGAUGCCAUGGCUCAGUUUGGGCCUCAAGAUCAGCUCAUGAAUAAGCAAGCUAUGAUGCAACAGCAAGUGGCCGUGAAUGCCGCUGCUAACCAGAAACGUGCAAGAACACGCAUAACAGACGAACAGUUGAAAAUUUUGCGGGCACACUUCGACAUUAAUAAUUCACCUUCCGAAGAACAGAUUCACGAUAUGGCAACACAGAGCGGUCUCCCACCAAAAGUGAUCAAACACUGGUUCCGGAACACGUUAUUCAAAGAGAGACAGAGGAAUAAAGACAGUCCUUACAAUUUCAACAAUCCUCCUUCAACCACUCUGAACUUGGAAGAAUACGAAAAAACUGGAGAGGCCAAAGUGAUGCCUGUGAAUAACUCCGGUAGUCUUUCCGAAGAGUCUUCGAAACCAUCGGAAACUUCAUCUCCGACUCAACAAGAAAUCAAAACCGAAAUCAAAGAGGAAUCAACAGAAGAGCAUAACAAAUCGAUGGACGAAAGGUUAGGCGACAGUGGCGACAACAAACAUGGCAUUUUUGGUAUCCAAUCAUCACCAGCUACUUCGAUAGCAAGCUCUGAAAAUAUGAAUGCGAUAGUUUCAGCACCAACAACUCCUUGCAGCAUGAAUUUAUCGUCCAUAAUCGCCUCGCAGUUUGGUGAAAGUAUGACUACAAGUACACCCACUCUUAGUCAACUAUCGUCUGUGGCAAGUCAUCAUGGUCUGACGAGUCCUAUGCUGCCCCCGAAAAUGAACCAACAGAACUUCCCUAACCCCAACAGCUUGCAAUCUAUGCUGCCAAUGACUCCCAAUAGAUGUAUGAGUCCCAAUAGAGACUACAACAGCCAAGGAUCAAACUCAGCUUCGUGUAGUAGCUCAGGAAAAAGAGCUAACAGAACAAGAUUCACCGAUUAUCAGAUAAAAGUACUACAGGAAUUCUUCGAGAAUAACGCAUACCCAAAGGAUGAUGACUUAGAAUAUCUUUCAAAACUAUUGAAUUUGAGUCCAAGAGUUAUUGUUGUUUGGUUCCAAAACGCACGUCAGAAAGCAAGGAAAGUCUACGAGAACCAACCGGCCGUUGAAGCUUCCCCUGGUUUACCAGACGAAGCAGGAACAAACAGAUUCCAAAGAACUCCUGGAUUAAAUUAUCAAUGCAAAAAAUGCUUGUUAGUUUUUCAACGAUAUUACGAAUUAAUAAGACAUCAGAAGACCCACUGUUUCAAAGAAGAAGACGCUAAAAGAUCAGCGCAAGCACAGGCGGCAGCAGCACAAAUUGCAGCAGUUCUCAGUUCCGAAGACUCCAAUUCGAGUACGACAGUUAGCGAGCAGCAUCAGCAACAUCAGCAUCAAGCUGUUCCUCAAAACCAACCAACUGCAAACAACUGCCUGAGUCCAAUGCAUCCAAAUGCUCCUACGACUCCAACCUCCAACAGUGGUAACUAUCCGAUGUCUCCCAAAGCAGAAACAGCGAAAGAAGGCACGUUCCAAUGCGAUAAAUGUAACUUGGUGUUUCCCAGGUUCGAUCUUUGGCGGGAACAUCAAAUGGUGCAUAUCAUGAAUCCCAACUUAUUUCCUCAGUACUCGCCAGAUUCUCCAUUUGGAAUCUUGCAACAACACGCACAACUACAACAAUUAAACGCCAAUCUCAGUGAUUUAACAAAGGUGGCAGCUCCGCCAAGCAUGAGUCAUCCUCUAUUGAAUAUGCUGAAUAAUGUGGCUAACCAAAAAAGAAAACUUGAAGAAUUCGAAAACGAAAGUGAUACGUCAGAUCAGCCUAAAGAUAAAAGGCUUAGAACUACAAUCUUACCAGAACAACUGGAUUACCUUUAUCAGAAAUACCAAAUCGAAAGCAACCCUUCUAGAAAAAUGUUGGAGAAUAUCGCUAGGGAGGUUGGACUGAAGAAAAGAGUCGUUCAAGUAUGGUUCCAGAAUACUAGAGCGAGAGAGCGGAAGGGACAAUUCAGAGCCCAUGCUCAAGUGAUAAAUAAGAGAUGUCCCUUCUGCCCGGCCUUAUUCAAAGUCAAAUCAGCCCUCGAGUCCCAUCUGAGUACAAAACACGCAGAUCAGUGUGCACGGGGUGAAAUUAACAUUGACGCUUUGCCUGACGAAGAACUCAGUACAGAAUCUGUACCAAGCAUAAAUUCAAAUAACGCAGAAAAUAAAUUACCAAUGCUCAAUCCCAACAUGAUGCCACCGAUGUUCUCUCAAAUACCUCCACAAGACAUAGAAACGUUAAGAAAAUUAUACGACGACAAUGUGAAGAGAUACAUGGGUGAUCUUCAAUCUCACCCCUCGUCUUCAAACGGAGACAGGAGCGAAAUCAAAUCGGAAGUCAAGGAAGAAGGUGAAAUACCUUUAGAUCUGUCCAAGCCAGUAGAUUUAUCCAGACCUAUGAAAGUUAUGCUCGACCAAGAAAGAAAUUUUUGUGAGGAAGGUCCCUUGACCGAUCUCAGUGAGCGAUCUAUUUGCGGAGACGAAAGGAGUGAAACCAUGUCUGAAAACAAUGAUUUUUAUUACGAUGAGAGUAACCCUACUUCUCCGGCUAGUAGCACGCAAAGUAGCAGUCAAAGGACCCACAAUCUGUCAGGGAGGGGUGGUAACAAAAGAUAUAGAACCCAAAUGAGUCAUAUACAAGUAAAGAUAAUGAAAGCUGUGUUCAGUGUUUACAACACACCGACUAUGGCUGAAUGCGAGAUGUUGGGUAUAGAAAUUGGACUUCCUAAGAGAGUAGUGCAAGUUUGGUUCCAAAACGCAAGAGCGAAAGACAAGAAAGGCAAGCUGGUGUUGGACAAGGUCCUCGGCAACGACUCCGAAACCAACAACGGUUCCCUGCCCGAAGAUUGCAAGUUCUGCAACUUCAAAUAUACACAUAAAUAUUCCUUACAAGACCACAUAUUCUCAAAGAGCCACAUCGCUAAUAUUAAAAUGUACCUGGAAAACUCGAGCAAAGAAAACGAAUCUAAUGAUUUCAUUGCACCUCCGCCUCUUCCUAGUGGAUCUGGCUCUCUUCCUGCCGACUCUACAACGAAUCCUCAACAACAACAUCAGCAACAACAACAGGUGUUGAACAACAACACCCACCUACAGUACCUUCAAAUGGCCGGUUCGCAAGUUCCUAACUCCUCUGUCAAGGUGGAGCAAGAAGAGAACAACCAGGAGACGUUGUUCCAGCAGCUUUACGCAAUGGGCAACAACUCCAACUUUGGGGUCCAGAACCAGUACAUGCAUCAUGCGAUGUUUGGCACAAAUGGGGGAGCAGGAGGACUACUUCUAGACACCGGCUCAGGACCAUCCUUCCUCCCACUCACCGGGCCACUCCUGGAGCAAGUUGCAGCCGGCAACUCAGAGCCAGGAGUCACAACACUCAAACUCCCGGACAUGAUCCCUAAGAUAACCGAUCCCUGCGGUCGCGAAGUGGACGUAGAAAUCUGUUUCGUAUGUAAGAAGUGCAGGAUGGCCUUCGCCGGUGAAUCCCAACUCCUGAUCCACCAGCGCCAGUGCUACUCCUCAAACCAGGAGAACCGCGGAGCUUUUAGAAUAGUGCAAACGGGCCACGAGUGCAAAACGUGCAACAACGGCGAAAAGUACAAGACAGCCGUGGACUUCAAGAGGCACCUCGACGGAGAGGCCCACCUGAGGUGCAGGGGCAAGACGGGGGCGUUACCUCCGCCGGAGUCUCCGCUCAGUCACGAGAUGGAGGACGUGGUGAACCAGAUCACCCUCUUGGCGGCGAGAGCAGCCCAGGAGUCUUCGCCCGGCGUCGAUUUUGACGCCAAACGGCGCAUGUUGGCGCCCCAAGACGGUCUGACUGGCCACUGAGUUCUCCAGAUGCGGAUCCCGUUAUGUUUGUAGAUGUGUCAGUGUAGUUGUGUAAUGUGUUAGUCGAGUAGGUCCGACGAUUCCUAUUGCAACGCAUAGUUACUACUGCGCUGCGUGUGCGUAGUGCGACUUAAUGUUCCUAUCGAAUGUAGAUACUGCAUGCGGCCGUGUAUGCUCCGGCCUGUACGGGCCGGGAUUUCGGCCGAGUAAACAAGUUCCUAAACGGCCGCCGAUCGCCUACAAGUUCCUCAACGACUCCCCGAUCCGGCGGCCACUUUUUUAUUAUUAUUAUUAAUUAUUACAAACUUUAUUAUUAUUACUUAUUAUUGAGAAAAAGGUUGAUAAGGCAAAUGCUGUAUUUAUCGAAUAUAUGUAAAUGUAACUAUAUCAGCUGGUAACGCGGACACGGAAUGCUUUUUUGGUCUCAUCACCCAUUAUUCUCCACCCAGCAUACCAGCAGUCAAAUUGGUUCCUACUAAUUACUAAUAAUAAUCAAUACGGUGUUUAAGUAAUUAUAUAUAGUUAUUAUGUUUUGAACGUUGGUUCUAACGCCAGCACUGUACGUAUAUAAAGUAGUAGAUAUAUAUUUAAAAUUUUAAAUAUAUUCUAGGUUACGUAUCCAAAAUGACUCAAAUUGGGGAAUACUACGGUAUUACCUGCCUCGCAUAUAAGUGAGUUUAUUUGGAACUAAGUGUGAUUGUUGAUAGCGCGACAUGGGCCAAGAGGUCUUCCCAAGAUUUCAAUCCUCGACCUUUAUUCACCAAUAUACGCACUCCCAACCAAACCAUCAAAUCAACUCUUCAUCUAAACUAAACUCAAACGUUUUUAAACAGCCUUACAAGAUGUAUCCUAUAUCAUAUCCGACAAAAAUAUAUACGUAUAUUUUAAACUCGGAUCAAACUAAAAUUCGAAAUUUACAUUCGGAUGUAUUUUUAUAUUUGCGGAGGAAAAUUUGAUGGAAAACCCUUUCCCAACCCCACGAAAAGCCUCUUGACCUACAAGCCCUGGCGUAUUACACGAUUAUUAUUACUAUUCAUAUUAUAUUAUUAUUACUUAUUGCUAUGUAUAGAAUCAAUGUGAAUUUGUUUUUGACUACCGGACAAAUGUCCAAAAACGUGGUUCCUAAAAAAUUUCAUAUCGCAAUCAAUUGAGAUAGAAGAAACUCAUCAAAAACUCCUUUUUCCUAUUAUCUAUUUAUUUAUGAUCUCGCUUUUACUAAACCUGUUAAACUAUUGGAAAAGAUCGAAGAUAAACAUCUACUAAAAGAGCAGAGAAAAUUAUUUACCAUGAAGAUUUACCUGAUAUGUCGUGAGUUCUCGAAUUUGGUUGUGACAUUUUUUUUAAGAAUAUUCUGUGAUAAAUAUCAAUAAGCAAGCAGUCAUCUUCGAUCUAUUUCCAUUCGAGACCUUGAACAAUUUCUCUCUUACAUACUUCAUUUUCAAAGAUAUAUUGUUAACCAUUCUCUACUUUUCAUCACUAACACUUAUUUCUUAACUUGCUUUCUUUUCCCAAUUAUAUUUCAGUUUUGACUUUAUUAUUAAGAUAGUAGCGGAUGCAACUAAGGUUGUACAAUUAGUUUAUUGAACUCUCGAUGCAUCUCUUCGAAAAUGUCGCCAUAUUUUAAUAAGUUUUGUCAAUAUUUUGUAUAGAUUAUUUUUAAGAAUUUCUUUAUUUUAGAACUUGUGAUUUUAUUAGAACUAUAUUAUGGAUAUUGAUAUUUAUUUUGUGAUGUAGAUAUUUAUUUGAGUUCUUCCUUGUUGACUUCUGCGAAAAAUGUAUGUUCAAGAGAUAUUGUGAAUGAGCGCUAUAUUUAUUAUACUAGAAUUUUGUAUUAUUUUUUUCCUUUGUAUAUAAUUUAUGCUUAGUACAAACAAGUUUUGCUUAUCUACUUUGAUCUGUUCAGAUUAAUUCCGUUAUCUGUUAUUCGAUUUUUCUCGGAUUGUUUUCAACAUAAUUUUCCAAUUGUUUAUUAGUAUUUUGUUGAAUUUCAGAUGAUGAUGAAUACUAAUAAUAAUAAUUACUAGGUAAAUGUUUGUAUCCUACGGCUUAUGCCGCUCUCAAUUUGUGAGUGUAUAUGAAAGUCAAAUAAACU
Harmonia axyridis is the source of this 11400-nucleotide messenger RNA. RefSeq names its product zinc finger homeobox protein 4 (gene zfh2). Gene Ontology annotation, cellular component: nucleus. Bases 363 to 9308 code for a protein of 2981 amino acids. The transcript is spliced from 6 exons. Gene Ontology annotation, biological process: regulation of transcription by RNA polymerase II. Gene Ontology annotation, molecular function: DNA-binding transcription factor activity, RNA polymerase II-specific; RNA polymerase II cis-regulatory region sequence-specific DNA binding; zinc ion binding. Lineage: Eukaryota; Metazoa; Arthropoda; Insecta; Coleoptera; Coccinellidae. The record is from RefSeq and is a predicted model, not a curated record.